AUGGCAGAAUCCAAGUCUGCCCAUGUCGGCACAGAGUCGACUUAUCAUGACACUGAUGGCGAAAUCACCCGCCCCCGCGGUUGGAUGUACAAGAGCAUCGGCCUCGGCAAGUUCAAUGUCGGUUGGUACGCCUCGCCCAAGUUCCAGCUGGGUAUGGUCGCCUUCGUCUGCUUUAUGUGCCCUGGCAUGUUCAACGCGCUGAGUGGCCUUGGCGGUGGUGGAAAGAGCACCCCCGAAUUGGCUGAUGACAUGAACACUGCGCUGUACUCCACCUUCGCCGUUGUAGGCUUCUUCGCCGGUACCUUUGUUAACCGUAUGGGUGUGCGCCUGGCUCUUUCGUUUGGUGGUAUUGGCUACACUAUCUACUCGAUUAGUCUUUUGGUCUCCGAGCAUGCCACGGUUCCCGGAUUUAACAUUUUCGCCGGUGCCCUGCUGGGUGUUUGCGCCGGUUUGCUGUGGGGCGCGCAGGGUACCAUCAUGAUGUCCUAUCCCGGUGAACAGCGCAAGGGUCGAUACUUCGCUUGGUUCUGGGCCAUUUUCAACGUCGGCGCCUGCAUUGGCAGUUUGAUCCCGCUUGGCCAGAACAUUAACGUCAAGACCAACAAGACUGUCGGUGACGGCACUUACAUUGCUUUCAUCGUCCUCAUGUUCUUCGGCGCCUGUCUUGCUCUGUUCCUCUGUGACGCCGACAAGGUUGUUCGCCCCGAUGGAUCCCGUGUCAUUCUCAUGAAGAACCCCAGCUGGUGGACUGAGAUCAAGGGGUUGUGGCAAACUCUGUUCGCCGAGCCCUGGAUUGUCCUGCUGUUCCCCAUGUUCUGGUCCUCCAAUUGGUUCUAUAUCUACCAGCAGAACGGCAUCAACGGAGCUCACUUCGACACCCGCACCAAGGCCCUGAACGGCUUCCUCUACUGGUUUGCCCAGAUCGUCGCCGCUGUCAUUGUCGGCCCCCUGCUGGAUAUCGAACGCUUCCGCCGCACUGUCCGUGCUCGUGCUGCCCUGAUCGGCCUGUUCGUCCUGACCGUCAUCAUCUGGGGCUCCGGCUAUGCUUGGCAGAGGAAGUACACCCGUGAAUCGACCUCCGAGGCUGCAGUCAAGGCCGGCACCUUCACCCCCACCGACUGGACCACCCCUGGAUACGUCGGUCCUAUGUUCCUUUACUUCUUCUACGGCAUGUACGAUGCGAUUUGGCAAGGCAUUGUCUACUGGUUCAUGGGCGCCCUCGGUAACUCCGGUCGUAAGCUCGCCAACUUGGCUGGCUUCUACAAGGGCCUCCAGUCUGCCGGUUCGGCCGUCAUGUGGUCGCUCGACAAGAACAAGAUGUCCUACAUGAACGAGUAUGCCUCCAACUUCGGUCUCCUCUGCGGCUCGCUGCUCUUCGCCGCCCCGGUUGUCUUCAUGAAGAUCAAGGAUACCAUUUCCGUUGAGGAGGAACUGGAGGGCACCGGCGAGACUCUGGAGGACGUCCUUCCCCCCAGUGCCAUCGAGCAGAAGCGCAUGGGUGAGCACAAUCUUUGA
Molecule: messenger RNA, 1515 nt
Organism: Penicillium argentinense
Lineage: Eukaryota; Fungi; Ascomycota; Eurotiomycetes; Eurotiales; Aspergillaceae
Exons: 3
Coding region: 1-1515 (504 amino acids)
Source: RefSeq, a predicted model, not a curated record